Molecule: messenger RNA, 363 nt
Organism: Mesorhabditis spiculigera
Lineage: Eukaryota; Metazoa; Nematoda; Chromadorea; Rhabditida; Rhabditidae
Source: the annotation of a GenBank genome assembly
AUGUUUGCGGUUGAGCAUGCCAUCCGGAAUUGGUCGAUGAACUACCUGGAAGAUGGCUGGUUGCUACCUGAGGGGUUCCGAAAUGACAAUAGCGAGCAGCGGCGUUUGGGUCUCUACAAUUCCUCGGCAGUGGCCUGCCAGGAUGGCGCUAUUACUCUGGAGAUAUGCCGAAAUAGGAAGGCCGGCGAGAAAGGCAAAGGAGGACGUCUUGAGCGACACGACCAUGAGCCAGACGAAGAACCGCUGCACGCUGAAGACGUUGACGAUCAAGAUCACCUUCGAAAGAAGCUGAAAGACCGCUGGAUAAUGAAAAUCGUCAUAAGACUGGCAUGGGCCCAGUGGACCAAGACCGUCAUGUCUGUA